GGAGAAGUAUGGGGUUGUAUAAAUUCUUCUUUGCCAGGAGUUUUGAAGAAGUCUGACGGAUGGGUUGGUUUAGGUUGCUGUGAGCUAGCUAUUGCUGUGGAGUGUCGGCAAGCAUGUAAGCAGGCUUCUGCAAAGAACGAUGUUUUAAAGGUCUGCAGGAAGGAAUAUGAGAAUGCUCUCUUUAGUUGUAUUAACAGAAAUGAAAUGGGGUCAGUCUGUUGCAGCUACGCAGGACAUCACACCAACUGUCGGGAAUAUUGCCAAGCCAUUUUCCGGACGGACUCUUCUCCUGGGCCUUCACAAAUUAAAGCAGUUGAGAAUUACUGUGCAUCUAUUAGCCCUCAGCUCAUUCACUGCGUCAACAACUAUACACAGUCUUAUCCAAUGAGAAAUCCUACAGAUAGUUUGUACUGCUGUGAUAGAGCAGAAGACUAUGCGUGUCAGACUGCUUGUAAAAGGAUUCUAAUGUCAAUGAAAACAGAGCUUGAAAUUGUUGAUGGACUUAUAGAAGGCUGUAAAACAAUGCCUCUCCCUCAGGAUCCACUUUGGCAAUGUUUUCUUGAGAGUUCAAGAUCUGUUCACCCAGGGGUCACUGUGCACCCUCCACCUUCAACAGGCCUCGAUGGAGCUAAGCUCCAUUGCUGUUCUAAGGCAAAUUCUUCCACAUGUAGAGAGCUCUGCACUAAACUUUAUAGCACGAGCUGGGGCAAUUCACAGAGCUGGCAAGAAUUUGAUCGCUUUUGUGAGUAUAAUGCAGUUGAAGUUUCCAUGUUGACCUGUUUAGCAGAUGUACGAGAACCUUGUCAGCUGGGCUGUAGAAAUCUUACUUACUGCACUAAUUUUAAUAACAGACCAACAGAACUUUUUAGGAGCUGCAAUACUCAGUCAGACCAGGGAGCCAUGAAUGACAUGAAGCUGUGGGAAAAAGGGAGUAUUAAGAUGCCAUUUAUAAAUAUUCCUGUGCUUGAUAUUAAAAAAUGCCAACCAGAAAUGUGGAAGGCGAUUGCCUGCUCACUGCAGAUUAAACCUUGCCACAGCAAAUCUAGAGGAAGCAUUAUCUGCAAAUCAGAUUGUGUGGAAAUACUGAAGAAAUGUGGAGAUCAUAGUAAGUUCCCUGAAGGCCACUCAGCUGAAAGUAUUUGUGAGCUCUUGUCUCCAACUGAUGACUUGGAGAACUGUAUCCCACUGGAUACAUACCUGAGCCCAAGUUCCUUAGGUAACAUUGUAGAAGAUGUUACACAUCCCUGUAAUCCCAAUCCAUGUGCAGCUAACCAGUUAUGUGAAGUAAAUAGAAAAGGAUGUCAGUCUGGAGAACUGUGUCUUCCCUAUUUGUGUGUGCCAGGUUGCAAACUGGGAGAAGCCUCAGAUUUUAUUGUCCGUCAGGGUACACUUAUUCAGGUUCCAUCCUCAGCGGGUGACGUUGGGUGUUACAAGAUUUGCACCUGUGGACACAGUGGAUUGCUAGAAAACUGCAUGGAAAUGCAUUGUGUUGACCUGCAAAAAUCAUGUAUUGUUGGAGGACAAAGAAAAAGUCAUGGAACGUCCUUUAAUAUAGAUUGUAAUGUCUGUUCAUGUUUUGCUGGAAACUUGAUAUGUUCUACCCGUCAGUGUCUCACUGAGCAUAGCUCAGAAGAUGAACGUCGGAAGUUUACAGGUUUGCCAUGUAACUGUGUAGAUCAGUUUGUACCAGUAUGUGGUCGAAAUGGACGUACAUAUCCAAGUGCAUGUAUAGCUCGUUGUGUUGGGCUCCAGGACAAUCAUUUUGAAUUUGGAUCGUGUAUUUCCAAGGAUCCCUGUAACCCUAACCCUUGUAAUAAGAAUCAGAGGUGCAUACCAAAGAAACAAGUUUGCUUGACUACUUUUGGGAAGUUCGAAUGCAGCCAGCAUGAGUGUGUGCCCAGGCAGCUAAACUGUGACCAGACACGGGAUCCUGUUUGUGACACAGACAACGUGGAAUACACUAACUUGUGUACUUUGUACCAAAAAGGAAAAAGUUUAGCGUACCGAGGGCCAUGCCAG
Messenger RNA from Merops nubicus (carmine bee-eater), 2019 nucleotides. It is a transcript of the gene RECK, whose product is annotated as reversion-inducing-cysteine-rich protein with kazal motifs. The record is from RefSeq and is a predicted model, not a curated record. Gene Ontology annotation, molecular function: metalloendopeptidase inhibitor activity; protein binding. Lineage: Eukaryota; Metazoa; Chordata; Aves; Coraciiformes; Meropidae. The annotation marks the transcript as partial. The transcript has 14 exons. Gene Ontology annotation, biological process: extracellular matrix organization; blood vessel maturation; sprouting angiogenesis. Gene Ontology annotation, cellular component: plasma membrane.